Aphanomyces astaci is the source of this 11442-nucleotide messenger RNA. RefSeq lists its product as hypothetical. Lineage: Eukaryota; Oomycota; Saprolegniomycetes; Saprolegniales; Verrucalvaceae. The coding region runs from base 1 to 11442 and encodes 3813 amino acids. The record is from RefSeq and is a predicted model, not a curated record. Gene Ontology annotation, molecular function: nucleic acid binding; protein binding. The transcript is spliced from 42 exons.
AUGCCUCGAGGAAAAACGAUCACCGACCACGAAAAAGGCCAAAUACAGGCAUAUUUGGAGGUUAACAAGUCGCUCCGUUGGAUCGCCAAUGCGUUGGGACGCAGCGAUAAACUAGUCCGGACGUAUGUUGCGAAGCUCAAGCAAUCCCCAAAUCCUAAGAGACCUGGACGGCGCACGAAACUGACGCGACGAGACGUUCGACGAAUUUUCCGACUCGCCACACGCAAAGGAAUGUCAUCUAGGCAGAUCUCAGCAGCCAUAAGCGGUAAAGUAACUCAACGCACUGUAAUUCGUGUGCUUAAAAUGUCCAAAUUCGCAAAGUACAUAAAACGCCGCUCGGGCCCGCGCCUCACCUCCAAGCACAAGAAGGACCGGGUCGAAUUUGCCUCCAAUUAUCUUAACAAGCUUGCUGAGUUGAAGACCACGAUGUUCUCUGACGAGAAGAAAUUCAACCUUGAUGGCCCCGACGGCUGUCAGUAUUAUUGGCAUGACCUGCGUGAAGAUGUUGAAACCUACUCCAAGCGUGUCGCGGGUGGGGGCUCAGUUAUGGUGUGGGGCGGAAUGAGCUUCUACAACAAGACUGAACUCGCAUUCCUCGAAGGACGACCAGACUCGGCGCGGUACCAAGAAACCCUGGAGGCAUACCUCUUGCCAGCGAUGCGGGAGUUGAGCGAGUUGACCUCAAAGGCAAUGCCAGGGGAUACCAUGCCUUGGCCUGCAAAUAGCCCUGAUUUGAAUCCUAUCGAGAACGUUUGGGGGGAUCUCCAAAAACUCAAAGAGUUGUUGCACCCAGAGACAUCGCCGUAUGCAUUUCAACCACUUCGUCCGGUCAAAGCAAGGAAACGACCCAAACCUCCAGCAUCGCUUCUGCCACUGCCUGCCAAUCGGUCGUACGACCCCGCCCUUGUCCACGAGUUAGCUACUUGCGAGCACUUGGUUGUAAAAACCAUCCUCCACCGCGAAGAUACCCUCGAGCGUGCAAAGAUGCUGUUGCACACUACACGUCUAUUGCCACGUCAAGACAAGCACACGCUACGUUUGCAAUGCUGUGUGGCCACCGUGGAUGUUCUUUUGGCGAUUCGAGAUUGGCGGCAACGGCUCGCAGCCAUUCAAUCGUUUGGGCGCGUCUUUCUCUGGAACGGAGUCUCGUACAUUCGUAAAUUGGCCACCGAUGUGCCAGCUCUCAAGCAAACGCUUGUGAUUACCACUUCACCGACUUCCAUGCCCAAUCCAUUCUUCUUGCCCUGCACCCUAGAAAGUCUACUAGCCCCCUCCUACGACAUGAUCAACUGGAUGGAUGAUAUGGAUGCCACCCAGCGCCUUCGAGACGCCGCCUCCGUCUUGUUUCACGACCAAGAGUUUAUUCAGCUUUGGAAGGACUCGGCAUUGGUUUGUUCCAAUCGUUUUCUUCGAUACAAUGCAAGGCACCAUGCCACCACCAACCCCUUCCUGGAUCGAAUCCGUGCCAGUCAGCUGGAAUUCGUGCAGAAGAGUUCGCUAUUCGACACAUCGCCUGGUCUCCGCCUGCUAUGUCACGCCCUCCUUCACCACCUGCAUGUGGACUGUCGGUGGGACCCAAAGCACUUGCUGAGUUCGUUGCUAGAGUUUCAACCAGCGGACAUGGCAUCGUCCGCGGAGGUUGCCUUGACCGAUCUGUUUGCCAACCAUCCAUCUGCCCACCCGUCCAAACUGUUCGGUGAUCACGCCGUGUGCGCCUCUUUGAGUCUUUUUGUCUUGCACAUUCUUGUUCAACUCGUCGGCCAAAAACAUCGAUGUCCCAUGGUUCGUCUUGACAAUAGCACCCCCACUUUGCCAUUGUCCCCUGCUUCGACAUUUCACAUCCCAAUCCGAUUUGCGCUGCAUCGAGCAUUGGUCCACUGUCGAGCAUCGUCCACCCAACGUGUCGAUAUCACCGUCGCCACACCAGUGCAAGUGUUGACACAGCGAAUGACCAUCGACGACUUAUUGCAAAUGUGUUCAAGCUCGUCCACCACAACCAACAACGAGCCCAACGCCAAUCCUUUGCUUCAAGAUAGCCAAACGUUGUCGGCGUGGAUCAAGGCAACUUUCUUACACCAAUGUCAUCUGACAGCACUUCCACUACAAACGGCCACGUUUACUCCGACGUUGUUGGUGGCUGUGGUGCGAGCCAAUCCAGAAGGAAUGCGUCCCGUUCGUCUGGGGUCCCUUGAUGUGUUACCCUCUACAACGCUGGCCCAAGCUAGGGCAAUUGUCGACGUCAAUUAUUUCCAGGAGUGCCCGCAACCGUUUCGGUUUCUCUAUCGGGGAAGUCCAUGUCCGGUGGCUCAAGAAGCAUUUCGUUGUGUCGCCGGCGCAAUACGAAUGGACAACCCGACACUUGUCGUGUGUUCGAUGGAGUCGCCGUCAUCAAUUCGAUCGAUGCCACACCCACAGCGAAAGGUCAAAGCCCAGCGGAUGGUUGCGCAUCUGAUGUACAUUCCAAUUGCGUUGGCCGCGGAAGAAAAGCGAUUUCGCGAAGAGCGGGAGCGCUUGGAGGCCCUCGCCCGGUUACCACGACCACCAACGUCCAUUUCCAUGUUUGUCCAGGUGGACGUUCCGGCGUUGGAACUGUCGUCAUUUCACAUCCCCAACGAUCGCUUGUGGACGGUCGCGCAAUUGUUCGACGAGGUGGCGAAGCAGUUUGAAUGUCGCGUGUCCAGCGCUACCCACGACGUCGUUGUGGAUGGCAACAUCCUGUUGCAUACGGUCGUGGCUGAAUCAAGCUGGGACAAGUGCACUUUGAACUUUGUGCACCACCGAGUGAACAUCGACGUGCCUUGUGGUGCAGUCUUUUACGUCCAGCAGCACAGUCACAUUGUCGUCUUACGGCAACGCGCUUGCGCGAACCUUCCACCACCCUUUGAUCACUGGGGCUUGACCCCAGGACGAAAGGUGUACAUUCCUAGCUCUCGUGACGACAUGUAUACAGUCACAAGCACGAGUAUUACCAGUAAAGGCGUCGUGUCAUUCCUCCUGGAUCGACCUUACGCUGGCCCCACCGAUUGGUUUGCAAACAUAACCAUGCACAUGCCGCGGUUGCUAGCAGAUCCACGGCUGGAGUGGGAAGUUCAGGGAAAACUGACGUCGUAUGUCGUUCGGCAUCGAACUAAAGUCCGCGGGCGAUGGUUCGGCAAGGCCAUGCCCGUGUCCGACGCCCUCUGUCGCCUCCAGACGUCUGACAUCCUCCCACACGUUCGCGCAUUGACUGUCGACUGGUUUGUGGAUUUUCUGUACGAUACUAUUUGCACCGCGUUUCCCCUCUCGUACGGCAUCACAACAGUGAAAUUCGCGACUUUCUUGAAGGCGUAUCGCCUUGCCGCGUCCUUGCACAUGGUCACACCAAACGAGUGCCACGUGUACUUUAGUCGAUUUCUAAAUGGCCACGACGUGCUGCUGAAACCUCAGUUUCGUGUCGCACUCAACGAUAUCGCACAUCAAGUGCUCCAAUCAACAUCACCCCCCCGGGCGCUCGACAAAGCAGCGGUCAACUGCGACCAGAACCAUUUCUGCGAAGUUGUUCCACCCUCGCCUCUCACCCUUUGUCGGUUUUUGUUUUCCCAUGUCCUUUCUUAUGCCCCCCUGCCAGUGCAAGACGCAGUGUUUGGCCACUGCACGGAGCUUGCAUUGACGACAUUCCUCCAAGCACAGUGUGCGUCGCUCGCACUUCAAUCGAUGGCUCGUAUGCGCUGCCGUCGUCAACAGUACCUACGGCGGCGACGCCAGACGGUGUUAGUGCAAGCCACGUGGCGCCGAUUCGUUUGUCGACGGAAGUACCUAUACGACCAAGCGACCCGCGCCCGCCACGCCCGUCUUUGCUUGGAAAUGCAAAGUGCCGUUCGAUUGCUCAUGUACUUGCGUCGCGUGGUGCUCCAACGUCGCAUCGACGCCCGGGAUGCCGCGAAUCGGCUAGCGGACCGCACGAUGCUGGCAUUUGCAAACGACCACCGAUGGUGUCGUCGGUCCCUUCACGACUAUCACCACCUUGCACAGCCCCAGCAGCAUGACGAACCAUCGGCCGAUAUGACAACUUCUGCAUGCGGAGCUCGAAAGGGGAAUCGACGACACCAAGGGCGAGUAGUGGCGCUGUACAACCGCCACAGCCAUACGUUUACGCGGCUCAUCCUCCAGAUACACUCACAUCCCCGCCUUUCGUCGCUCCGAUGGCUCACGGCGUACGACCCCCGCCACUCGUCCGUGCAGGUGCUCCCGCUGGACACAAGUGCCCUCCAACGGAUGAUCCCAUCGACGGAUUGGACAACCAUCAACGAUAACCUCGUGCGUCGCCUGGAAGUCCAUCGUUCGUCGGCCAUUAGGUUGAGUCGGAAGGAGCAUGCGACGCAACCAGGGCGGCGCCUGAUCCAGUUGGCGAUGGCGUUGCCAGUGGCCAACAUUCCACGGCGCCAGCAUCGACGUCCGACGCGGUUUGUUCUAAAAGCUGUCGAAUACAGUAAUGAAGUCAUCGUGCAAGUAUACAACCCCAGGGAUUCGAAGACAUGGCGAUUUCCAUCAACGUCCAACGACGAAAGGCACUUGCUAACUGUGAUUCAAUCGUUGCGAGUGGUGUCCUUGGAAGUCCCUGGCGAGUACACUGUCAUGCUUGAAAUGGCUGUCGAUGCGAUCCUGCGGUCGCACAUUGUGUUGGAACUUCAGCGCCACGUUCGUCGCAAAUUGGCCCAACGUCGUGCUCAAGACCUUGCGGUACUCCAAUGGCUUCGCGUGCAAGUGAAGAACCGAUACCAAUACGUCCACGCUCCGUCAGGAUUGUGGCGACACUCGUCCAAGCCAGCGAUGCUUCGAGAUGCCAACCCCGUCAAUGUCAUGCGCGAAUGGUACUACGUCGGCAACUACACCCAAACCAAAGUGCCGUAUGCGUACUACAUCUUGCCACGACGAAGUACUAUCUCGCGCAAAUCAAAAGUCCACGCCGCCAUUCAUAUCCAAACGUGGUACCGUAACCGCGGCCACAAUCGGCACCUCUUUGAUUGCGUUCGAACCAUGAUCACAUUGCAUCAAUUUCACGUCCAGUGGCAAGUGCAAAGUCAGACUACCCCCUUCAUCCACAUCCCUCGCCUUGUCUUGUACAAAGCCAUGUGGCGACACCUCUUUCAUGAGAACCUGGACGGUGCGGCCCCACUCUACGAAGAUGCAGUGCGCUUGUUGGUUGGGAAUAUUCCCAUUCCACCGUCCGAUGUUGCCCUAGUCGUGUGUUGCAGUGCUGUGUUUUGGCUAUCUGCGAGUUCGAACGACCGACGCCAACUGGCUCUAUCAUAUUUAAGCCGGUAUCGAACGAAAUUGUUGGAAUCUGACGUGGAGUUCGUACAUCAACGCUUUUACCAUUGGGCUAUUGUGAACCACCCGUUGUCCGAUGUGGCUACCCACGCCUACGCGGUCUUCCUGCAUCUCGUCCGAGGACAUGUCACUCAGGCGGACACUCUGUACAAUGCAUCAAUAGAUCGGAAUUGCCCUCGAGAGCUAGUGGAAGCGAAUCGACGGCUGGCUCAUGUGAACGGUGAUCUGAUAUACGAAGUGUCAAACUUGGACGAUUUUGCACUCGCGUUGCGACCACAAGAUCGCCGUUCGAGAACAAACCCUGUCGUGAUUCUUCAACGCCACUUCCGCCGCACUAGGCGGCAAUACCUGCGCAUGCCGAGUCUAUUCGCCACGAUGCGGGCCAUCUCGGUGAAUGCGUUGGCUAUUGAAAAGUUCCAAACCCUAAGCCCCAUCUCGUCGCCAACCACCAUGGAAUCGGUCGAGAAUUACAUUUUACACAUGCACCUCGUUCAGCAUACCCCCCAUGUUGUGGCAAGUCUAUACGCGUCCUACUACUUGACGUCCCCAGCCGUUCGCUGUGGCUACGCCCUGUGGCUCCUUUCCGAGUCUAGUCCUGGCAGCACGACCAAAGCCGUGCAUCUUCUUGCAGACAUGACUGUCGAAAUGAAAACAAAGGGCGUUUUGCGUGCCUUGGAAGUGACAUUUCUUCGCUUUGUUGUGAUGUGUAACCCCCCCGACGUUCAGGGGCUCCUCAACUACGCCCUUUACGCCCAAUUUGUCUUGCAACAGUAUGACGUGGCUGAGCGACUAUUUGCUGCCGCUGUGGCGUUCCCACAAGACGACCAUUUCCCCCUUGCGUUGAAAUUGUCGUUUCGGUUUCGACAACACCGGCUCCCUUGCAACGUCUCGAGUGGUUUGGGCCCCACGCGUGCCGUGUAUUAUGAUAAAACGACCCAAACUGUCGUGACGUUGGGGUGUUGGAGCCGCCUUUGUUUCUACGUCCGGCAAAUCUACCCCGUGUAUUUCUGGUGUCACGCGCUGACCUUUCAACGAGUGUGGGAAGACCGUAUCAUGUUAGGCCUCCUCAAUGUAUCCCAUGACGUGAGGGAAUAUGUCGCUCAACUUCGACAAUCUCAAGCCAUCUCCAAGUUGCAGGCAUCGAGCCGGCAGUGGCUCGACCGGCGGCACUUUCUCCGUUUACGCGAGUUUCCGAUGCAUGGCGGCUCCAUGGAAGCGGCAUUGACAUUGCACUUUGUAGAGGGGAACUGGGUUAAAGCUGAAUCGGCGUACAUUCAACUGUUGUACGUCGAGCCUUGGAAUGCAGUGGCGACGGGGGGGCUGGUCAUGGUGCAGCGUCUGUUGCAGACCCUGCAACCACGUGAUGCCACGUCAUCGCACAACCAUCGGGGAAAAUGGACGCAGGCGUACAAGCGGUUCCAUUGUUCGAUCAAUUCCAAUCGUCGUGCCGACGGCGUCCGCGUGCUGCUCCAGUGGAGUCGACUCGCGUUGACCACCCAGCCAUUUCCGUCCCUUCCAUAUCUUCCAUCGCAAACGCAUGCAUCAACGCCGUGGUGGCGAUGGCUGAACUAUGCGUUGUGUCUUCACUAUAUCGCACAACGUUAUGACGUGGCAGAAUCCGUCUAUCAAAAGUACAGUUGCAACGGUCCUUCCACGAGCGAUUACGAUGUAUUUGCGAUGAUGCACCGCGACUUUUUACGUCAACGGGGUCGCAACGAGCUUCACAUGGGUGAUUUCCCACCUCGUGAAGGACGCCGAGAUGCCGUUCCGGUGCCGCCGCAUCCUUCGUGGACUCUAAUCGACCCUUCAUGGCAGCGUAUUCGAGCCCACCGACAUGUGUAUUGGCGGCACCAGACAACUGGCAUGUGCCGGUGGAGUGUCAAGCUCAGUAUUUGCCCUGACGCGGCGCAUCUCGCCGCUCGGACGAUUCAAAAGUGGGCCAAACGACAUUGGAAUCCUUUCGCCAUGCUGUCAGCGUGGACUAGCGGUCGCUGCGAAGUAGACAUGUUGGAGAUUGAGAUCCACGACAGUUGGGCAAACGAUCCGGCGUUGUGCCCGUUGGGGCUGUUGGUGUGCUGCUUUGAGAACACCCCUGCCGAACGCGGACACUCCAUCUUUGGAUCCCAAUGGAACACUAGGCUCCAUGCCGUCUCGAAACCAACGUGGGAGACCAAAGUCCUGCCGUGCUUUCAGUUUGCACUUGCGAGGAGCCCACUGUCCCCCCGCGUCUGGCUGCUUGUCGCGCUGAUUGCGCACUAUAUUCAACCCACGAACGCCGUGCUUGCUCAUCGCUUAUACCACCACAGUCUCGCCCUCGCUGCAUCCGACAAACGGGUGGCAGAUGUAGUACACUACCAUUGGCGAGAGCUCGAGCGACAAUUUCCCCAUGUUUGCUCUCGUCGAACGGUGUACCAUAAGGAUACUGUCACCGUGGCUACUGUCCAUCCGUUUCUACGACUGCGAGUGUGGCACGGACAGUAUCUUUGGUGGAACACACUCACCGAACGCAUCCUCGUCCAGCCGACGCGGUUGCUGUUUCAAGUGCCCAUCGCAUUGUGCAACCGGGAUGACGUCGUGUGUCGGAUUCAGCGGUUUCUCCGCCAACACGGCCGACCUUGUUUGCAUCGAGUCGUGUACCAGAGCGGCGUGUUUCGACGUGUGCGUUGGUUGUACGAAGAGGCCCGACCGCCGUCUCCACUCGACCUAUCCGACUCGUUGUCACCCAACAUCCAAUCGUCCGAGGCGUGGCUGCGACGUGGUUUGUACCGUUGGUGCAAAUCGAACGACUUGCAGGAGGGGUUGAAAGUGUGGAUGGAAGGAUGCGAACACUGUCCACUCGACAGCCCACUAGUGCAAGUCACAACUUUGGCCACCAUGGUCAGCCAUAGAAACCUUCACCACCCAACUGCCCUGCAACAGUUGCUGGUGACGAAACCCCACCCGUGCUUCAGCAACGGAGGGAUAGUCUGGGACUGCCUUUACUGGACACUCUUGACCACUCAAUCUCAAGAAACGUUGACACAAGUGUAUCUGAUUCUCGCAUUGGGUGCGUUGCACGUGUCCAAGCAAGUUGCUGACGCACACUGGUGGUGUCUUCAAGCGUUUGGGGCCGCUGGUUCCACCAAUAAUCCGUGCUACCGUGAGAUGCUCGAGAACUUCUUUACCUACUACCACGACGAGAUCCAAUUGUUGGGGCCAUCGAUGGCCAUGCGACAAGGUGCUACGUUGACCGCUCCAUCCUUGUCGUCAUCUGUCGUGGCGGAGUGGUUGCAGUACUCCAUGACGUCGUGGCAGCAUCAUCCAAAGGGAUUCUACGUGCACACUCGGUCUGGUAAAGCGUACUGGGCCAAGCCCGUCGCUCUAUCGAUCACUCCUCGAUCGCAUCAAUACAUCCACGCCGCUCAUGUAUUACAAGCGUUUUGGCGGUUCUAUGGAAGCUUGUGGCGACAGCUGCGACGACGGUACUUGCCGCAGCUGACAUCCGCUGUCAACUUCCACAACAAAAUCAAAGCCCAAGACACAACGCCCAUAGAGCGGGCCUUGAUGGUGCACGCCUUGCAUGGCGAUGUCGCCACUGCCUCGGCGAUGUACAUGACCAUCCUAUCCAACCAACCCAGAGAUUCAGUUGCGAUGCGGGGCUUGGCCUUGUGCUACUUGGCUUCCGACGCUCCUUUAGAUCAAAUUUCACGGCGCGCCGACGUGUUGUUGCAACGAGCUGCCCUUGUCGAUGCUACCUCCACGGGGACCAAGAGUCUGGAUCAAGGGAUGAUAGCCAGCUAUUACUUCGUGUUUGGGCUCUUGGGUGCCCCAGACAACCCGUGUAUGGUGCUCAAUGUGGCGUUGUGGCAUGAAUAUGUUGUUCGAAACGAUGCUGUGGCCCGCAAAUGUUAUCACUGGGCCACGCACAGAUCGAUGCAUAGCCUAGCACUGCCGCGGAUUCGACAUCAGCUGCAGUGCUUACCAACUGGACUCCACCCCCAAGGGCCUUUGCGCCGCCCCAAGCACACCAUGGCCAUUCGGCAGCAUCCCCUCUUUCCAGAAUGGAUGCAAUGUCUCGAUCUGUCAGUUGAUGCCCCUGUGCUUUCGUUGUACUGGUUCAACUCCAAGACCACACGCACGGCGUGGAGUGUACCCCAGCACGCAUACGUCGUCGUCAAGUACAGUGAACGCCAGCGCCAUAGCAUUGCCAUUCUACAAAGGUUUUAUCGGCGCCAUGUCACAUGUACGACCCCCGUAGCGUUUGGAGUCAAGUCGCUCGUACGAGCGCUCAAGUACCAUCAUUCUGUCCGAGUCAAGUACGAGGCCGACCCAACGCGAUCCGCGGCGGUGGCCAACUACGCCCUCCAUGUCCACACGUUUGAGAACGACCCGAAGCGAGCCAAGCUGUUGUACAAGGAAGCGUUGACUGUGAGCAAGCACCAUGUCGUGUCGUGCUGCUACGCGCUGUUCCUCUUGGCGGUGUGUCAGCCCCCUCGAUUGCACUCAACCCGCGAAGCCGCCACACGAAUUGCAGAGGCAAAGCGAGCCAGCCCCACGUGGCAAGCCGACUUUGCCGUCGCCCACCACUGCUUCUUUCGAUACGCGCUGGUGGCGCACCCUAGCGAAUCGUGGGCCUGGCUCAAUUAUGCGUUGCUGAUGGAAUGCAUAUACGAAGACGCCGAGGUGGCCGACCACAUGUACCGACGGGGGCUCGCUCUCGAGGAAGAGAUCAAAGCAAAACGACAAACUAGGAAUCGUCGGGCUAGUAGCAGUAGUAGUAAUAGCAGUAGCUCUGUCGUUUUUCUUGCCACUGGGUUUCUUGACGAGAACUACACGGCGUUUCGACUCAAGUGUGCAAAAGGCGGGAGCUUAGGCCUCCAAGGGCCGCUCCAACGCGUAUACAAGGCGUCGACAUGUGUCCACUCGUGGGGACAUUGGAAAUACAUGCAAAUGCCAUCAAGUGAAGUACAAGCUGCUGUGGAAUCAGAAGUUGGCUUGAUGGCAACUAGCGAUAACGUCACGAGUCGAAUGUUCUGGUACAACAUGAUAACGUGUCAAACGUUCUGGGACCGUCCCGACUCACUGUGUCCAUCCAUUGACGCUGUGACGCCUGCAUUUGUUCGAACCCAUGCUCAAUGGAGCAGUCGAUGCCAUAACGUCAUUGUUCGAUUACAGAGAUGGGUUCGAACGUGUAUAUGCCGGCGUGUGGGUCUGGUGCUCGUCACUUUCGACGCCCCUCGGGCAUGGAAUCGAUUGAUUUUGUCGACCGACAAGUUUGACGUUGCGUUAACUACCCAUGCAAUCCACUGCGAUGCGAACAAAGCGGUCGCCAUGUACCGGGCGGUGUUGGAUGCGACGCCCAAACAUCCACAUGCGUCGUGGUGUUUAGGGCUCGCUCUCCUUUCGCUAGGCAGACACGACGAAGCCUUGCCACUGCUACAUCCCAAGAUGCCACCCAAUCGGGGUCUCCUCUCCGCUGCGUCCGCGACCUUUCGCUCCCUCUCGCCACUUUCAAUAGCAGCAGCGUCGGAUCGCGGACGACAGUUCCACCGAAGGGGCACGACAACGAGUGGCAGCAGCAGCCCCACGAUCCCCGCCGUCCGUCGAGUGAGGGAGGAUGGUGACCCCUCCCGUCCUCCUUCAGCGACACGGCCGUCCCCCAUCCACACUCCCUCCAAGCUGUCCAAAGCCUCUGCCCAAAUUGCCCUUGUGUUUCAAUUCCAAGCCGUGCGACAGCCCACGGACCCGACGUCGCUGCUGCAAUUUGCCCUUGUGCUUCAGCAUAACCCCCAUCGCCCGGACGCUUUUUUGGCGGUCGCGCGGUUCUUCAUGCAGCGCGCGGUGCGCUGCGCUCAAGCCGACGACUCGUUUCCGUCCACCCACCUAUCUACAAUGACGAGUGUGCAACACGCUCUGUGGCGUCAACUGUGGGAAACCGAAGACAAUGGCGGCAGGUGCUGCGGGCCAGGACAAGCAGCGUAUCGAUCGUCCACGCUGGUAGCCGUUCAUGGCGAUGGAUGGCAGCGGCGAGAAUGGACGGACGGUGAUGUGCCCCAUCCAUGUCGACGCUUUUGGGUGCACGUUCCGACGUGUCGGACGCAGUGGUCUGACCCCAGCGAUACUCUUGUAAACAACGACAUUCCAACGUACUGA